CUCUGCUCUACCGGCUGGUGGCCCGCAGCGCGUGCCGGGUUCUCAACCUCGUUAGCCCGCGGCGGGCGCCCCUCCUCCGCAAAGCCUCCUGGGAGUUGUAGUUUCCGCCAGCCUUUCCCGGCGCUCCCUGCUCUUCCUGGAUAUUGAGGCACCGCGGCCGCCAGGCACACCGCGGGGAGCAGGUGUCGGUGGGGCGAGUACUGGGGCCCCGGGGGUACUAGUGAUGCCUGAACCGGCCCCGCUGCGGGUAGCCCCGGCCCGUAGGGGCCCUCGAUCCCGCUUCGGCCCCAUGCGCGGGCGGUCCCUUGGCCACCCUCGCCCUCCUGGGGCCUCCCGCGUGUAGAAACAACUCAGUUUGCUGUUCGUUCCUCGGCUGCGGAGGUCGGACCUGCGGAGGUCGUUGAGCCCCACACUGAGCUGCUAGGGGUCCCUGUCGGCCCCCCGGGGAGAAGGCCUGCCCUACUGCCAGCAGGGAGAGCAGCCCUGCAGCGGGGCAAGCAGGCCUCUUCACCCAGCUUCGGCUUCCCGCCCCGCUGGCUGGCGCACGGUGAGGCCUGGCUCUAGGAGCGUGCGGAGGCAGCCCUGCUGGCACCCCAGGGACAUGGAGGAAGUCCGGCGCUCCUACAGCCGGCUGUGCAAGGAGAGUGGGGCCGAACCCCAGGAGACUGUCCUGCAGCGACUGCAGGAGCUACCACGGGGCCGGCUGGACCUGGCCACGCAGAGCCUGACCGCCGACACCUGUAGGGCCCUGGGCAAGCUGCUGCAGAAGGAGGCUCUUGUGACUGAGCUCGUCCUGAGCGACUGCAUGCUGAGUGAGGAAGGGGCCACACUGUUGCUCCAGGGGCUGUGCGCCAACACUGUUCUUCAGUUUUUGGAUCUAAAGGUGUCUGGAGGGUGCGAAUAUGAGUUCCAGAGUGUUCCCAUAAACGCACUGACAGAGCCCACACCAGGAGGCUCCCUGUGCUCAGGAAAGGAAGCGUUUGAAAGGAGCCACACCUUCCACUCAGAGGGCAAUAACCUUCGGGCCGCAGGGGCCGAGGCUCUAGGAAGACUCCUCCGACAGAACAAGUCCAUUCAGAACCUCACCCUGGAGUGGAACAACCUGGGCACGUGGGAAGAUGCCUUUGCCACCUUCUGCGGGGCCCUGGCCGCCAACGGCACACUGCGGCAGCUGGACCUACGCAACAACCAGAUCAGUCACAAGGGCGCAGAGGAGCUGGCCCUGGCCCUGAAGAGCAACACCAGCCUCCAGCAGCUGGACCUGCGCUGGAACAACAUUGGCCUCCUGGGCGGCCGGGCCUUGGUGAGCUGUCUGCCGAGCAACAGAACCCUGUGGAGGCUGGAGCUGGCUGGGAACAGCGUCCCCAGCGAUGUCCUCAGAGCCGUGGAGCAAGCCAUGGAUCACACCCAGGAGCGGGAGGCCACCUUCCGGGAGAACCAGGCCCGCACCCGCGUGCUCAGCAAGGAGGUGAGGCACCUCCAGGAAGAGAAGUCCAAGCAGUUUCUGGACUUGAUGGAGACGAUUGAUAAGCAACGAGAGGAGAUGGCAAGAAGCACCCGGACAUCGGCAGCACGUGUGGGGCAGCUUCAGGAAGCCCUGAAUGAGAGGCAGUCCAUCAUCAAUGCCCUCAAGGCCAAACUGCAGAUGGCCGAGGCUGCUCUGGCUUUGUCGGAGCAGAAGGCCCAGGACCUGGGGGAGCUUCUGGCCACCGCAGAGCAGGAGCAUUGGAGCCUGGUACAGAGGCAGGCCAAGGAGCGCAGACUGGAGCAGCAGGAAGCUGCCGAGCGGGAGUCUAAGCUGCUCAGAGACUUGUCUGCUGCCAAUGAAAAGAACCUGCUUCUGCAAAACGAGGUGGACGAGCUGGAGCGGAAGGUGAAGUCACAGCAGGACCAGCUGUUCCUGACCAGGCAGGAGCUGACCAACACGUCGGCCGAGCUGAAAAUGCGGGCCAUCCAAGCUGAAGAGCGCCUGGAACUGGAGAAGAAGAGGUCUCGGCAGAGCCUGGAGGACUCGGAGCAUCUGCGCUUCAAGGAGGUGGAGCAUAUGACUCGCCAUCUGGAGGAGACCGAGAGGGCCAUGCAGGAGAGAGCGCAGAGGCUGGAGGCCGCGCGGCUGUCCCUAGAGAAGGAGCUGAGCCGAGUGAAGGCUGUGGCGCUCACUGAGCGUGGCCAGGCUGAGGAGGAGCUCAUCAAGGCCAAGAACCAAGUCCGACUGGAGGAGCAGCAGCGCCUGGGUCACCUGGAGGAGAAGCUGCGGUUGCUGGCACAGGCGCGGGAUGAGGCACAGAGCACCUGCCUGCAGCAGAGGGAGGCGGUGGCUGAGGCCCAGGCGCGGGCCAGUCAGCUUGGCCUGCAGGUGGAGGGCCUGAGGCGGCGGCUGGAGGAGCUGCAGCAGGAGCUGAGUAACAAGGACCAAGAAAAGGUGGCUGAGGUGACCAGGGUGCGGGUGGAGCUUCAGGAGCAGAAUGGCCGCCUGCAGGCCGAGCUGGCAGCCCAGGAAGCAUUGAAAGAGAAGGUGGCAGCCUUGGCGCGCCAGCUGAAAGUGAUCGCAAGUGACCACCGGGAGGCGCUGCUGGACAGGGAGAGUGAGAACGCCUCUCUUCGGGAGAAGCUGCGGCUGAAGGAGGCGGAGAUGGCCAGGAUUCGGGAUGAGGAGGCCCAGAGGGCCAGCUUCCUGCAAAAUGCUGUCCUGGCUUACGUUCAGGGGUCCCCACUGAGGACUUCGAGCCCUCAAAAGUGAGGGGAGGCAUAGGGACUUCAGGAGUGGCAUGAGGGUGGCUCUCAGGGACAGGCUGUCGAGGGUGUGCUUGGGCAGGGUGACAGCUGGUGACUCGGAAAUCAGUGCCAAGAUGGAUUGGGAGUGGUUCUGCUGCAGCUCACCAGCUGUGCCUAACCGGGUGGGCGCAGAGCCCGGGUGGGCAAGAGGGCUGGAGUGGCCAGUGCCUCAGACACUGAUGCGCUUGAGAAAAUGAGCCCAUGACGAAUGGAAAUUGGGGGACGCGCAGCCUGAGCCAUCCCAGCCCCUCGCCCCGUGUUUCACAACCACCUUUUACAAUGUAACCAUGAAGGCAGCAGACACCGACCGCUCACGGGGGUGUUUUGAAAUACAGAACUUUUGCACUUUGUGAUACA
Hipposideros armiger (great roundleaf bat) is the source of this 3132-nucleotide messenger RNA. It is a transcript of the gene LRRC45, whose product is annotated as leucine rich repeat containing 45. Gene Ontology annotation, cellular component: centrosome; plasma membrane. Gene Ontology annotation, molecular function: protein binding. Lineage: Eukaryota; Metazoa; Chordata; Mammalia; Chiroptera; Hipposideridae. The record is from RefSeq and is a predicted model, not a curated record. The transcript is spliced from 18 exons. Bases 602 to 2740 code for a protein of 712 amino acids.